AUGCCCGCUGAUCCUGAGCAGGCACCAGCCGACCCGGAGCCUAUGCUUGCACCCGAGCCUAUACUUGCUCAUGAUCCUCUGCCUGAGCAUGACCCUGUACCUGUUGGUAUACCUGUUGUUGCACCACUUGAUAUCCCUCCACCCCGUCCAGGGGAAGGUCCAUCCAGCCAGCAGUCUGGCCAUGUUCCACCUGUGUCAGCAGCUUUUCCCUUCAUGCCUCAGUUUUCACCUGCUACUCAUUUUGCUUCUGCACCAUCAGGCGAGCCACUCAUAUGGUUUCCGCCGAACAUUAUGCCAGUUUCUGAUCCAUACCAUCCUUCACACUACACUGGUUACACGAGGGAUGACUUACUCCUGUCCUUGCAGCUUCAGCAGGAGAUUUUGUGUCGUAGAGUCAUGGAGCUAGAGAGGAUUCCACGUCCUCCACCUUGUACAUGUCCGUCACCAUUUGCGACUCCACCUGCUCCUCUUCUGCCAUACCCAGAUUUUGACGUGCGAUUUCUUACUAUGGAGCAGCAGAUUAGUUAUCUGUUGCGUCGUGUUCAUGCUCUUGAGGAGGAGUUAGCGCAUGUGCGCGGUUUACUUUUCGUUCCUCCACCUCCUCCUCCUCCACCAUCAGCAUAG
Molecule: messenger RNA, 624 nt
Organism: Helianthus annuus (common sunflower)
Lineage: Eukaryota; Viridiplantae; Streptophyta; Magnoliopsida; Asterales; Asteraceae
Product: proline-rich protein 36-like
Exons: 2
Coding region: 1-624 (207 amino acids)
Source: RefSeq, a predicted model, not a curated record